Staurois parvus is the source of this 864-nucleotide messenger RNA. Lineage: Eukaryota; Metazoa; Chordata; Amphibia; Anura; Ranidae. The record is from the annotation of a GenBank genome assembly.
CUCUGGUCAUACCCUGGAGCCCUGACAUUACACCAAGGCCAAUCCUGACCAGAAGUGGCUGCACAGGGAAGCCAUCUUGGCUUGUUGCUGGGAAGGAUGGAUCUUGAUGAGGUUGUGUAUUUAUCUCUGCUAGUGUGUGAUGACAGAGAGUAUGCUUAUCAGACUCUGAAGGAGUAUCCCCGGGAUGAACUGCUAGAAUGUAUACGGAUCGCUCAUGUUCUAGUAGAUCAGGGCACAGAGUUCUCUGAGGUGCAGCCUUUGAUUGAGGUUUGUGCGGAGUUGGUUUCAUCUGGUACCCCCGAAUGCAGGGAUGAAUUUUUGCCACCAUUUAGUGCAGACCAGGUAGAGUCCCUGGUGUGGUUAUUAGAGGAUGAUGUGGGUUACUUUCUGGAGCGUUAUUCCACAUGUUCACCACAGGUACUAAGAGAUUGUAUAAACGCAGUGCAGUCUUUGGUCAGACAGGCUUUGUGUAAGCUGAGCUUUGUUCAACCCAUACUGCAGACAUGGACAGACUUGUUGCACCCAGCCUCAGUCAGCUUACAACAUCAUUCCUCCACUCAAGGCACUCUUCCUGCAUCCCCGACAGCACCCCCAGUGACUGCCCAGUAUACUCUAACUACCACAUACCAGUCCUCUGCUCCCACUAGCUGCACCUAUCCUUUCUUUAACCCUGUAAAGAAGUCCUCUGUAGCAACUGCUCCCUCCUCUGUUCCAUCUUCCAGCUCUUCUCUGUCCUCAGCUGCUCCAUCCUGCUCCAGUAGUUAAAACCAGAAAAAAGCAGAAAUUCUUUCCAACCAAUACCAUCCUGCCAGUAUCCAAACCGGUGAGCCUGCCGUCUGAGAACCUGCCUUCCGUGGUUCAGCC